UAAAGACUGUCAUCCCUGAAGAAACAAUAAAGACUGUCAUCCCUGAAGAAACAAUAAAGACUGUCAUCCCUGAAGAAACAACAAAGACUGUCGUCCCUGAGGAAACAACCAAGACUGUCAUCCCUGAGGAAACAAUAAACACUGUCGUCCCUGAGGAAACAACCAAGACUGUCAUCCCUGAGGAAAAAACCAAGACUGUCAUCGAUGAGGAAACAACCAAGACUGACCUCCCUGAGGAAACAACCAAGACUGUCGUCCCUGAGGAAACAACCAAGACUGUCGUCCCUGAGGAAACAACCAAGACUGUCGUCCCUGAGGAAACAACCAAGACUGUCAUCCCUGAGGAAACAACCAAGACUGACCUCCCUGAGGAAACAACCAAGACUGUCAUCGAUGAGGAAACAAUCAAGACUGACCUCCCUGAGGAAACAACAAAGACCGACCUCCCUGAGGAAACAAGCAAGACUGUUCUCCCUGAGGAAACAACCGAGACUGUCUUCCCUGAGGAAACAACCGAGACUGUCGUCCGUGAGGAAACAACCAAGACUGUCGUCCCUGAGGAAACAACCAAGACUGUCGUCCCUGAGGAAACAACCAAGACUGUCGUCCCUGAGGAAACAACCAAGACUGUCGUCCCUGAGGAAACAACCAAGACUGUCGUCCCUGAGGAAACAACCAAGACUGUCGUCCCUGAGGAAACAACCAAGACUGUCAUCCCUCAGGAAAAGAUCUUACCAAGAGAGAACAGUACCCUAGUGGUUCUCCCACCAGCCAACGAAGCUCCAGGUGUAGCAGAGGAAACUACACCAGGAACAUCAACAGUGGGACCUACCGAGGAGGCAACCACCCGGUCCACAACACGAUCUCCUAAGUAUGUAGUUGAAACCAACAAUGGAAACUUUCCGGAUGUACCAGUCCGGCCCUACGUAGAACAAGACAUCUUUUUGGGGAACAGUGACUUUGUGGUGGAGGAAGAGGAGGAUAACUCGAUUGGUAAUGAGAUAGACGACACGCUGCUGCGACCCCUGCGGCCCCUGAAGGAGUUUGUGGUGGAGCAGCGGAUCAAACUGAAGGGAGAAACCUACAGCAACGCUCUGAGAGACCCCAGCAGCUUCCAGUACCAGCAGCUGGCCAACCAGUUCAAACGCAAGGUUGAAGACGCCUUCGACAGGCUGCCAGGCUUCAGGAGCCUUGACAUAAUUGAAUUCAGGCCUCAGAAGGACCUGCAGCGGGGUCUGGUGGUGCAGGUCCACUACGCCAUCACUCUGGAUCUGGAGGUGGACAGCGGUGGCAUCUCCAGCGACACUCUGGACUUCAUCACUCUGCAGAACAACCAGGUGGAGCGGAGCUACAUUGGAUCCGCUGAACAGCCCACCAUCAUCUACACUAUCACUGAUUUCCGUAACUACAUCACUGAAGCUCUGCACAAAGACAACGUCCUGACCAACGGCAGCCUGGAAAAUGCAGGGAACGUUCCUCCUGUGAGACCUACAAGUAAACCGGAUGAAGCUUACAACAACAUGGAUAACAUACUGGCUGCAGAGAAACCUCCCGAUGCGCCGAUCCAUGAGCCAGACACCAGCGAGGUUUUCCUGAAGAAGGAGGACUUCCUGUUUGACACCAGGGACCAGUGGAAAGGUCCACACAGUGAGGAAGCCAGUGAAAACGACGUCUUCUUAUUCGAUGAAAGUACAACAUCUCCACAGACUGUUAAAGGCCAAAAGACAGUUGAUCUGGAGCCGAUAACUAAAGAUGAUGGUGGAAACAUUGAAGGUGAGGGAUUCCUGCUCACUACGCCUCCCAGCGCUGUGGAUGACCACCAGGUGGAAAACCAAACGGUGGUUCCUGAAGGUUCUCCUGCAGUCACUGUACCUCCAAAACCCUCUGAGGUCACGUCUGAUCAUGGAUCUGGAUCCGGUUUCUCUGGAGAUUAUCAGGAUUCUUAUCUGUGGUCUUGGGAGGCUUCAGAAACAUCUGACGUCACUUAUGACCGGGGGGUCGAUAGCCAUGAAGUCCUACCACCACCUGACCUGGAGAUGGAUACAGAUGAUGCUGCUGUGGAACCAGCAACUUCUAAAACCGAUGAUGUUUUACUGGAGACAACCUCCAUGUUUGAUUACUCUCACACACAGAAACCUCUGGAUGAUGUCCUGGUGAUGCCUCUGAGUACAGACCCACCAGACUUUACCACUCCUCAAGUUCUUCUACCUUCGACUGAGGCAGCCAUGACGGUGGACCUUUCUGUUCAAAUGGUGGAAGCAUCUGGUUUCCAUGACGACUUUUAUCUGGUUGAGCCUCAGUCCCUAACAGUUACAUCCUCUCCUGAACCUAAAACCUGGACUCCAGCUGAUUCUGGCAUCAGGCAUCAAGAGGCCACUGAAAACCUGGAGGAAGAGAUUUUAGGGGUCACUGUCUCAGAUAUCCUAAUGAUGAAAGGUGAAGAGGUUAUUGUUCUUGAUUUACCAGAAACUCAGACUGAAGCUCCUCUCACUCUGGACCUGCCUACAUUUGUUGAAGUGCAGGCGGUCACAGUCGGUGAACUCAGCGGUGAAACAGCUGCUGGUCCAGAACAGCCUCAGGUCCUGGCUGACAAAUCUGAGCCGCCGCUCCCAGAAACAAGAGCACCCAGUGAGAUUGAGAUUUUGGAGGAGCAGCAUUUAGGAACCACUCAGUCCCCCACGACAGUACCUUCCACUGAAGGUCUGGACCAGGACCUGGCUGUGGAUGAAGUCAUUGCUGUCACUACAACCACAGCAGCUCCAGUCCCAACUUCACCCCCAGCCCUGGAGCAGAGCGUUGCACUGUCCCCUGAAAAGGAGUCGCCUUUCACUCGAGUAUCUGACUCGGUGCCAGAAGAUGAGGAUCUCUUUCACCACGAAGAGGUCACUGAUGUUUCCACAAGCUCCACUUCUUCAGACGUUUUUCAGUCGACACCAGGAGAAAAGACUCCAACUGAUUCUGGACGGGGAUCACUGGAUGCUUCAGAGCAGCACAUGGAGACAACUGAACCUUCAGGAGAGGAAGCAGGACCUCCUACAACGAUAAAUGAACCUUCUGAGGGAAUUGUAAAACCUUUGGAUGAGGAAGAAGCAUCUUUUAAACCUGAAGAACCUCCAAAAGACAAAGCAGACCCUCUGGAGGAUGCCAGAGUCAAACCACAUGUAGAAUCCUCAGAAACUGAAACUGUGACAGUGAAGAGUGAAGCUUCUGGUGGAGAAAAGCAAACUCCUCUGGAGGACUUAGAGUCGACAUCACUGGGAGAACAACCUGGAGAAGACCCUGACUCUCCAAAAGGAGAAGGUGUGGAAGUGCAACCAUCAGGACAAGAACUGGAAACCUCUAGACCUGAAGGAGAACCUUUAGGAGGCAAAUUAGAACCUGCUGGAGAACAAAAAGAACAUUUUGGGGGAGAAGUAGAAGCUUUAGGGGAACCUGAACUUGCAGAAAUAAAAGUAGAACCUUCUGGAGAAGGAGAAGUAACUCCAGAGGUGAAAAUUCAACCUUCUGGAAAAGGAACUGAGCCUCCAGUUGUGCCUGUAGAGCCUGCUGAAGGACAUUCUGAAGAGGUGCAAAGGUCACCUUCUGCAGGAGGACAAGUAAAACCUUUAGAAGAGCAAGGAGAACAUUUUGGAAAGGAAGUGGCUCCUUCACAUGGGAAAGUGGAACCAGAACCUUCCAGAGAAGUAGUCAGCGGUCUCCUUCCAACACCGUCUUCCUCAAAGCCCAACGUUAACGACAGUUCUUCUGUCAUCAACCUGGACUAUGACUUCUCUGACAUGCCGAGUAUCGAUGUGAGCAUCGACCUGUUCCAGUACGGCUCUGGGGAAGCCGAUGGGGAAAGCAGUGGCUUCUCCAGUGAAGCUCGGGGUUCAGACCUAGAAGCUUUUCCUUUACCAGGCCGGCCGGGCAGAGCUCUGACAGUGUUCUUCAGCCUGAGGGUCACCAACAUGGCGUUCUCCAGGAACCUCUUCAACAAAAGCUCCUCAGAGUACAAAUCUCUAGAACAGCAAUUCAUACAGCUGCUGGUCCCGUACCUUCAGUCCAACCUGAACAACUUCCAGAACCUGGAGAUCCUGAACUUCAGAAACGGCAGCAUUGUUGUAAACAGCAGAAUGCGUUUUGGCAAACCGGUUCCCAAAGAGGUCACCAACAUCAUCUACCUGAUUCUGGAGGACUUUGCCAACACGGCGUACCACACCAUGAACCUGGCCAUUGACAAGUACUCACUGGACGUUGAAUCAGGUGACCGGGCGGAUCCCUGCAAGUUCCAGGCCUGUAAUGAGUUUUCCAAGUGCAUGGUGAACCAGUGGUCAGGAGAGGCAGAGUGUGUGUGUGAUCCUGGAUAUUUGAGCAUCGACGGCCUGCCGUGUCAGAGCGUCUGUGACGCUCAGCACAACUUCUGCCUCAACGAUGGCAAAUGUGACAUCAUCCCUGGCAAGGGCGCCAUCUGCAGGUGUCGUGUUGGGGAGAACUGGUGGUACCGCGGUGAGCACUGUGAGGAGUAUGUCUCUGAGCCGCUGGUGGUCGGCAUCGCCAUCGCCUCGGUGGUCGGCUUCCUGUUGGUGGCUGGAGGAAUCAUCUUCUUCCUGGCCAGAACCCUCAGAGAGCAGUAUGACGGUGAAGACACGGAGGAUCCACUCAGGCGCCAUGAAAGCCUUCCAACUUUGGAGCGAGCCACGAAGUUCAACCCGAUGUUUGAGAGCGACCCGGUCUCUGCUCAGUACUACCGGCGCUACGAUGACAGCCUGCCCCAGUACCACCAGUGCUGCGAUUCCUCCCUGAACCAGUGCUGCUCCAAAGAACUGACCAGUGAAGAAAUACAGAGCAUCUGCCAGAACACGGCUCUCUCCAAAGAGGAGAUCCAGGAGCGUCUCAGAAUAAUCGAGUUGUGCUCCAGAGAUCAGCGCUUUGCAGACUUUGUCCGGCAAACGCAAGUAUUCCUGGAGAGGAGAGGAAGCUCCACAACGUAGCGUCCAGGCAGCCACAGACCUCCAGAAACCAGCACUACGUCUGUAACUGGAGGAGGAAGACCAGUCUAUCAUAAUGCUGCUGUUCGUUGAGCUGGAGGUGACCAGAUGCUGACAGAUGUUGGAGUUUAUUUUUUCGCCCUGAAGUGAACUUGAUUUUUGAUUCCGUUCUGUGUUUUUGUAUCCUGACGUCUUGUUUUGAAGGAACACUUUGAUUUCUGAUCUUUGAUCGCUGGACAUUACCUCUGUCUUACACAUUCUGCCAGAUUUCGUCACCAGCUUGGAUCGAAGGGUUUCUGGUUGCAUCCUGACCUCCUGGUCGCCACCCAGGCUUGUCUGAGGUGUAAUCCCAGACGCCGGUGACCGGCAGCGUUUCUCCCUCUGGUGCCUUCACUGUUCUGUUAGCUCUUCUGGGAUGUGAUGCAAACAGAGCCCUUGAUCAAAGCAAUUUUGACAUAAAUCCACAACACCAAACAUCAUCAACCUCCUGCUUUUUCUACUGCUUUCUCAUCACUGAUGUUUACAUUUCUGUACUAGAGGUAGAGCUUAAUUCUGACUCCAUGAAAUGAUGAAUAUGUCUAGUUUGUGUUUUCUAAGACUUUGGCUGCUUCUCAUUAGAGCGAGGCGGAUCCAACCUUUCCCUUCAGUUUCAUUAAUGUGUUUAUUUUGUGGAUCUGAAACAUCUGGAUCUUGUAGAACAAAUGAUUUGGACAAAAGACAACUUUUAGUUCUUCAGCGAUACUCUGGUACCUGAUUACCGAGCAAACAAAGCACCAACACAACAACAUGGGUCCAAUCGAGCUGAGGUUGCUCUAAUGUCAGCCUCCUGCAAAAGGUACUAACCAGUUGAUGUAAUCGCUAAAUGUUCAAGUUAUUUACCGAGUUAUUCUCUGACGAAAUGUUGUGACCCUGCAACAAAAUCAUUUGUUGUUUCAGUGAGACUCUAUGAAACAACUUUCUGCUUUCAACCUCAUCUGUCAUGAUCUGGUUCUGUUACGGUAUUUUCUUGAUCCAGUUCUGAAGAUCAGCUGGCUUUAUUUCUUUGUUUCUGUACCCCAACUACCAGCCGCAUUGUUUCACAUUUAUUCAUGUUUUCUGCUCUCUGAAGUUCCCACUAUGCUGUUUUUAUGAUAAACUAUUUUCUAAUCUUGAGAAAAGCUUCUACUUCAUCCCCAGAACGUUGUGUCUAAUUACUGAAAAUACAGACCUGAACGUUGAAGCAGCAUAACAGCUAGCUUAGUGCUAACAGAGACCAGGAACAAGUUUUAUCUUAAUUUCCUUCCUAAAUGUUUAUCAUGAUGUUUUAAAAAGCCGUCUCUUUAACUUCCUCCGGCUCCUCAGACGGUUUAACGUUUGAAUGUUGACGCUCUUGGCCCUCGUGUCUGUCGCUGUGGUUUGUAUCGUGUGUUUUUAUGCCGGUUUGUCUGAUUUUUAGUCUAAAGCUGUAAUGUAAGCGUGGGAGGUGGCGCACUUUUUAAAAUAAAAUGCUGACAUUUUUUUUACAC
Poecilia latipinna (sailfin molly) is the source of this 6472-nucleotide messenger RNA. RefSeq names its product interphotoreceptor matrix proteoglycan 2-like. The transcript has 17 exons. Gene Ontology annotation, biological process: visual perception. Bases 1521 to 4970 code for a protein of 1149 amino acids. Lineage: Eukaryota; Metazoa; Chordata; Actinopteri; Cyprinodontiformes; Poeciliidae. The record is from RefSeq and is a predicted model, not a curated record. Gene Ontology annotation, molecular function: hyaluronic acid binding; heparin binding.